GCUCCGGUCAACUUGAGACAAACUCUUGACUUCAUUGAACUUGCGGCCUUCUCGGCUGUGCUAAGGCGCUUCACUUCUGUCCACACAUCCACGGCCCUGCCUGAUCAGCAUGACUUGGUUACGCUCCAGUCUAAUAGCCACUACGGGAUCACUUUGCCGACUCCUUUUCGCUGCAAAUGUGGCUUGAGUGGUGCUUGGCCGACCGUGACAGCCACAUGGACUCUGCAACUAACUUGCACUUAA
Messenger RNA from Protopolystoma xenopodis, 243 nucleotides. The record is from the annotation of a GenBank genome assembly. Lineage: Eukaryota; Metazoa; Platyhelminthes; Monogenea; Polystomatidea; Polystomatidae.